AUGCAGCAUAAAGGCAUCAUGCUGAUUGUGUUCUUGGAAUAUCUUAUUUCUGGCCAUGGGGAAGCAGAUCCCAUGAGGCUACAAGCCUUCCGCUGUAAUGGCCGUUCUUGCAACCCUUCGGUGGGAAACCUUGCAACAGGGAGGACACCAGUCACUCUCACCACGUGUGGCCAGAACAGUACAGAACUGUACUGCUUCUACCCAGACCAGAAUCUCCUCCAUCAGGUCUCCCAUGGCUGUGGGCAGCCUCGCUGCACCAAAUGCAAUGCCAACCAGCCUGAUAACUCCCAUCUCCCUGCUGACAUGACAGAUGAUUUUUUUGCAAACCCCAUCUCCUGGUGGCAGUCUGCCCAAGGAGUACACAGGGAAGAAAUCAGAAUGGACUUUGAAACAGAAUUCUACCUGACUCAUGUCAUUGCUGUGUUCAAGUCACCUCGCCCAGCUGCGAUGGUGUUGGAAAGAUCCCAGGACUAUGGGCAGACUUGGAGGCCCUACAAGUAUUUCUCUGUCAACUGUACAGCAACUUUUGGGCUCCAGGAUGAUAUUAUUGAGGAAGGCUCCAUGUGCACUUCCAGGUAUUCUGAUGCAGUGCCCUGCACCAGAGGAGAGGUGAUUUAUCGUGCCUUAAGUCCGGCUAACAAGAUCGAAGACCCCUAUAGUCCUGAGGCUCAAGAUCUCCUGAAACUCACCAACCUCCGCCUCCUUUUGUUAAAAAGACAGGAAUGUCCAUGCCAUGGUUCAGGAUUGGUGGAGAAACCUCAGAGAUUUGCCCACUAUGCUAUUUAUGACCUGAUCAUCCGGGGAAGCUGCUUUUGCAAUGGGCAUGCAGAGGAAUGCGAGCUUGCCAACAGGACGGGAGUCAUGGAGAACAUGGUCCAUGGGAAGUGUGUAUGUAGACACAACACAGCAGGGGACCACUGUGAGAAAUGUGCACCGCUAUACAAUGAUCAGCCUUGGAAGCCAGGAGAUGGAAAAACAGGGGCACCAAAUGAAUGCAGAAAGUGUCGCUGUCACAACCACGCUGACAGCUGCCAUUUUGAUCUGAGUGUUUGGCUGGCAUCAGGAAAGCGCAGUGGUGGAGUCUGUGACAACUGCAAGCAUAACACAGAGGGACAUCGGUGUCAAAGGUGCAAACCAGGAUAUUACCGAGAUAGAGGGAAACCCAUGUCUUCUGCAGAGGUCUGCAAACCUUGCGCCUGCCAGCCAAUGGGUUCAGCCAACGCAACUUUCAGCAGAAGCUGGCGAUGCCACCCCAAGACGGGAUUCUGCUACUGCAAGCCAGGUGUGGCGGGCCCCAACUGCGAUAGAUGUCUCAUGGGCUACUGGGGCUUUGGAGAAAAUGGCUGUCGCCCUUGUGACUGUGCCAGAGACUGCGACCAGCAUACUGGAAACUGUUUCAAUGGCUAUGACAAUGAGCCAUUCUUCAACAUCCCCAUUGGGGGACGAAUCCCUGACCUUGUGCAAACACCAACCAACGAGAGCGAAGAGGAGUGGAAAUGGAAUGACCAUGAGCAGGGAUUUUCUGCAUUGAGGCAUCCAGAGAAGUGUGUGUGCAAAGAAAAGGUGCUUGGAAGCGUCACUGACUUCUGCCAAAUGAAAUAUGCUUAUGUGAUAAAAGCAAGAAUCCUGUCAGCUCAUGACAAAGGGACCCACGCGGAGGUUGUUGUGAAAGUGAAGAAGGUCCUGAAAUCAGGCAAAGUGAAAAUUGCUCGGAGCAACAGAAGCAUUUACCCAGAAUCCUGGACCAACAGGGGAUGUACAUGUCCCAUUCUCAAUCCUGGUACUGACUAUCUUAUAGCAGGCCAGGAAGACUCUAGGUCCAACAAACUCCUUGUGAACAUGAACAGCCUGGUGAAACCCUGGAAAGCACAUUUGGGAAAACAAGUAUCAGAUAUUCUUCGAACUGGGUGCAAAUAA
This is a messenger RNA of Haliaeetus leucocephalus (bald eagle), 1917 nucleotides long. Its product is annotated as netrin-4-like. The record is from RefSeq and is a predicted model, not a curated record. Gene Ontology annotation, cellular component: laminin trimer. The coding region runs from base 1 to 1917 and encodes 638 amino acids. Gene Ontology annotation, molecular function: protein binding. Gene Ontology annotation, biological process: basement membrane assembly; cell migration; substrate adhesion-dependent cell spreading. Lineage: Eukaryota; Metazoa; Chordata; Aves; Accipitriformes; Accipitridae. The transcript has 10 exons.